AUGGAGCAGCCAGUGCUUGUACCACCAGGACCAGACAGCUUCCAAUACUUCACUAGGGAGUCUCUUGCAGCUAUUGAACAACGCAUUGCUGCAGAAAAAGCUAAGAAUCCUAAACAAGAUCGUAAAGACAAUGAUGAUGAAAAUGGGCCAAAGCCAAACAGUGAUUUGGAGGCAGGAAAAACACUUCCGUUUAUAUACGGCGACAUACCUCCAGGAAUGGUAUCUGAGCCCUUGGAAGACAUGGACCCAUAUUACAUCAAUAAAAAAACCUUUAUAGUAUUGAAUAAAGGGAAGGCAAUCUUCCGAUUCAGUGCCACCUCUGCCCUGUACAUUUUAACUCCCUUCAAUCCUCUUAGAAAAAUAGCUAUUAAAAUUUUGGUACACUCAUUAUUCAGCAUGCUAAUCAUGUGCACUAUUUUGACCAACUGUGUAUUUAUGACCAUGAGUAACCCCCCAGACUGGACAAAGAAUGUGGAGUAUACAUUCACUGGAAUUUACACAUUUGAAUCACUCAUAAAAAUUAUUGCAAGGGGCUUUUGCUUAGAAGAUUUUACUUUUCUUCGAGAUCCAUGGAACUGGCUUGACUUCACUGUCAUUACCUUUGCGUAUGUAACAGAAUUUGUAAACCUAGGCAAUGUUUCAGCUCUUCGAACUUUCAGAGUAUUGAGAGCUUUGAAAACUAUUUCUGUAAUCCCAGGCUUGAAGACUAUCGUGGGAGCCCUAAUUCAAUCCGUGAAGAAGCUCUCAGAUGUUAUGAUCCUGACUGUGUUUUGUUUGAGUGUAUUUGCACUAAUAGGGCUGCAGCUUUUCAUGGGCAACUUGAGGAAUAAAUGCCUGCAGUGGCCUCCAGAAAAUUUUACUUUGGAAACAAAUAUUACUUCCCAGCUAAACAGCACUGUCGGUGAAAAUGGUACAUUAGUUAAUUCAACAGUGGCUCCUUUUGACUGGAAAGGGUACAUUGAAGAUGAAAGUCAUUUUUAUUUUCUGGAAGGGCAAAACGAUGCUCUGCUUUGUGGAAAUAGUUCUGAUGCUGGGCAGUGCCCAGAAGGAUAUACAUGUGUGAAAGCUGGUAGAAACCCCAAUUAUGGCUACACAAGCUUUGAUACCUUCAGCUGGGCUUUCUUGUCACUCUUCCGUUUGAUGACUCAAGACUUCUGGGAAAACCUUUAUCAAUUGACACUACGUGCUGCUGGGAAGACAUACAUGAUAUUUUUUGUCCUGGUGAUCUUCCUGGGCUCUUUCUACCUGAUCAACUUGAUCCUGGCUGUGGUUGCCAUGGCCUAUGAAGAACAGAAUCAAGCAACCAUGGAAGAAGCAGAGCAGAAAGAGGCAGAAUUUCAACAGAUGCUGGAACAACUAAAGAAGCAGCAAGAAGCAGCUCAGGCAGCAGCAGUGGCAGCAGCAGCAGUAACAGCAUCUGCAGAGUCCAGGGAGCCCAGUGCUGUGGGAGAAGCAGGAGGGCUCUCAGAAAGUUCCUCAGAGGCAUCAAAAUUGAGCUCAAAGAGCGCAAAAGAGAGAAGAAAUAGAAGGAAAAAAAGGAAACAGAAAGAACAGUCUGGAGGAGAGGAAAAAGAUGAAGAUGAAUUUCACAAAUCCGAAUCAGAAGAAAGCAUCAGAAGGAAAGGUUUCCGAUUAUCUAUUGAAGGCAAUAGACUGACAUAUGAAAAGAAGUAUUCCUCUCCACAUCAGUCUUUGCUGAGCAUUCGUGGCUCCCUGUUUUCCCCAAGGCGCAACAGCAGAACAAGUCUUUUCAGCUUCAGAGGUCGAGCAAAGGAUAUAGGAUCAGAAAAUGACUUCGCUGAUGAUGAGCACAGCACUUUUGAAGACAACGACAGCAGAAGAGAUUCCCUCUUUGUGCCGCGCAGACAUGGUGAACGGCGCAACAGUAACAUUAGUCAGGCCAGUAGGUCAUCCAGGAUGCUGACAGUGUUUCCAGUGAAUGGGAAGAUGCACAGCACUGUGGAUUGCAAUGGGGUGGUUUCCCUGGUUGGUGGACCAUCUGUUCCUACAUCGCCUGUUGGACAGCUUCUGCCAGAGGGCACCACUACAGAAACAGGAAUGAGGAAGAGAGUAUCAAGCUCUUUCCAUGUGUCUAUGGACUUACUAGAAGAUCCAGCUUUAAGGGAAAAACUUGAAGAAUCAAGACAGAAAUGCCCACCAUGUUGGUAUAAAUUUGCAAAUAUUUUCUUGAUCUGGGAUUGCAGUCCACAUUGGUUAAAAGUAAAACACAUUGUCAACUUAGUGGUAAUGGACCCAUUUGUUGACCUGGCUAUUACAAUUUGCAUUGUUUUAAAUACACUCUUCAUGGCUAUGGAACAUUAUCCAAUGACUGAUGAAUUCAAUGCUGUACUUGCAGUUGGAAAUCUGGUCUUCACUGGAAUAUUCACAGCAGAAAUGUUUCUCAAGAUAAUUGCAAUGGAUCCAUACUAUUAUUUCCAGGAAGGCUGGAAUAUUUUUGAUGGUUUUAUUGUAACCCUUAGCUUGGUUGAGCUUGGUCUUGCAGAUGUGGAAGGACUCUCAGUUCUUCGAUCCUUCCGAUUGUUACGAGUUUUCAAAUUGGCAAAAUCUUGGCCAACACUAAAUAUGCUGAUAAAAAUUAUUGGUAACUCAGUGGGAGCUCUGGGGAAUCUGACCCUGGUUCUGGCCAUCAUUGUGUUCAUUUUCGCUGUGGUAGGGAUGCAGCUGUUUGGGAAAAACUACAAGGAAUGUGUGUGCAAAAUCGCCAGUGACUGUGUACUUCCACGCUGGCACAUGCAAGAUUUUUUCCACUCUUUUUUGAUUGUAUUCCGAGUGCUGUGUGGAGAAUGGAUAGAAACGAUGUGGGACUGCAUGGAAGUUGCUGGUCAAGCCAUGUGCCUUACUGUCUUCAUGAUGGUCAUGGUGAUUGGAAACCUGGUGGUAUUGAACCUAUUUUUGGCCUUGCUCUUGAGCUCAUUUAGUGCAGACAACCUUGCUGUGACAGACGACGACAACGAAAUGAAUAAUCUCCAAAUUGCUGUAGCAAGAAUGCAGAAGGGCAUAGAUUAUGUGAAAAGAAAAGCACGUGAAUUCAUCCAAAAAGCUUUUGUUAAAAAACAAAAGGCUUUAGACGAAAUCAAACCACUUGAAGAUCUGAACAACAAAAAUAGCUGUAUUUCUAACCAUACCACCGUGGAACUGAGCAAGGACCAUGACUAUACUAAAGAUCCAAAUGGAACUACUAGUGGCAUAGGCACAGGCAGCAGUGUGGAAAAAUACAUAAUUGAUGAAAGUGAUUACAUGUCAUUCAUAAACAACCCAAGUCUCACUGUGACAGUGCCCAUUGCUGUGGGUGAAUCUGACUUUGAAAAUCUAAACACAGAGGAAUUUAGUAGUGAAUCAGACCUGGAAGAAAGCAAAGAGAAGUUAAAUUCGUCUAGUUCAUCUGAAGGUAGCACAGUUGAUAUUGGACUUCCUGCAGAAGAGCAACCAGAAGCUGAACCUGAAGAAGCCCAGGAGCCAGAGGCCUGCUUCACAGAAGGCUGUGUACGAAGGUUCAAGUGCUGCCAAGUAAGUAUAGAAGAAGGAAGAGGAAAGCAGUGGUGGAACCUUAGAAAAACCUGCUUCAGAAUUGUUGAACACAACUGGUUUGAGACAUUCAUUGUCUUUAUGAUUCUCCUCAGUAGUGGAGCUCUGGCUUUUGAAGACAUAUAUAUUGAACAGCGUAAAACUAUCAAGACCAUGCUGGAAUAUGCUGACAAGGUCUUCACUUACAUCUUCAUUCUGGAAAUGCUGCUGAAGUGGGUGGCCUAUGGCUAUCAAACAUACUUCACUAAUGCCUGGUGCUGGCUGGACUUCCUGAUUGUUGAUGUGGUUGUGAAUGCCCUUUUAGGAGCAAUUCCAUCCAUCAUGAACGUGCUUCUCGUUUGUCUUAUAUUCUGGCUAAUUUUCAGCAUCAUGGGAGUAAAUCUGUUUGCUGGGAAGUUCUACUACUGUGUUAACACCACAACUGAUGAAAGGUUUGAAGUCGACCAAAUCAACAAUUUUAGUCAGUGCGAGGAACUCAUAAAAAACAAUCAAAGUGCACGAUGGAAAAACGUGAAAGUAAACUUUGAUAAUGUAGGAUUUGGUUAUCUUUCUUUACUUCAAGUAGCUACAUUUAAAGGCUGGAUGGAUAUUAUGUAUGCAGCUGUUGACUCAAGAGAUAUAUUACAGCAACCCAAGUAUGAAGACAACCUGUACAUGUAUUUGUAUUUUGUCAUUUUUAUUAUUUUUGGGUCUUUUUUCACCCUGAAUCUGUUCAUUGGUGUCAUUAUUGAUAACUUCAAUCAGCAAAAAAAGAAGUUUGGAGGUCAAGACAUAUUUAUGACAGAGGAGCAGAAGAAAUACUACAAUGCAAUGAAAAAGCUGGGAUCCAAAAAACCACAAAAGCCUAUACCAAGACCAGGGAACAAAUUCCAAGGCAUGGUCUUUGAUUUUGUGACACAGCAAGUCUUUGACAUCAGCAUCAUGAUUCUUAUUUGUCUUAACAUGGUUACCAUGAUGGUAGAAACUGAUGACCAGAGUAAAGAAAUGGAAAAUAUUUUAUACUGGAUAAACCUAGUGUUCAUUGUCCUUUUCACUGGAGAAUGUGUCCUGAAACUAAUUUCACUUCGCCAUUACUACUUCACUAUUGGCUGGAACAUUUUUGAUUUUGUAGUUGUCAUUCUCUCAAUAGUAGGUAUGUUCUUAGCAGAGAUGAUUGAGAAAUAUUUUGUAUCCCCCACACUCUUCAGAGUCAUCCGACUUGCCAGAAUCGGUCGAAUCCUGCGUCUCAUUAAGGGCGCUAAGGGGAUCCGCACUCUGCUUUUUGCUCUCAUGAUGUCUCUUCCUGCUUUGUUCAACAUUGGUCUGCUGCUCUUCCUGGUCAUGUUUAUCUAUGCGAUAUUUGGCAUGUCCAACUUUGCCUAUGUUAAGAGGGAAGCUGGCAUAGAUGACAUGUUCAACUUUGAAACAUUUGGCAACAGCAUGAUCUGCCUUUUUCAAAUUACCACAUCUGCUGGCUGGGAUGGUUUGCUGGCCCCAAUUCUUAACAGUGGGGAGCCAGACUGUGACCCUAACAAACCUCAUCCAGGGAGUUCUGUGAAAGGUGACUGUGGGAACCCUUCUGUUGGGAUUUUCUUCUUUGUCAGCUACAUUAUCAUAUCAUUUCUGGUAGUGGUGAACAUGUACAUUGCUGUCAUUUUGGAGAACUUUGGUGUUGCUACUGAAGAAAGUGCUGAACCUUUGAGUGAGGAUGACUUUGAGAUGUUCUAUGAAGUCUGGGAGAAGUUUGAUCCUGAUGCAACACAAUUCAUGGAAUUUGAGAAAUUGUCUGAUUUUGCAGCAGCACUUGAUCCUCCUCUUCACCUACCCAAACCAAACAAAGUCCAGCUUAUUGCAAUGGACCUGCCCAUGGUAAGCGGUGACAGAAUUCACUGCUUGGACAUCCUGUUUGCUUUCACAAAGCGUGUUUUGGGGGAAAGUGGGGAGAUGGAUGCCCUGAGAAUACAGAUGGAAGAUCGGUUUAUGGCAUCCAAUCCUUCAAAAGCUUCCUACGAACCAAUUACAACCACAUUAAAAAGAAAACAGGAGGAAGUAUCUGCUGUCAUUAUUCAGCGAGCUUACAGACGUCACCUUUUAAAACGAACAGUAAAACAAGCUUCAUUUAUCUAUAACAAAAACAAAACAGAAGGAGGGGCUGGUCGUGGUAUGAAAGAUGAAAUCCUUAUUGACAAAUUAAAUGAAAACUCAUUUACAGAGAAAACUGAUAUAACUGCAUCAACAGCAGUUUGUCCACCUUCUUAUGAUCGUGUAACAAGGGCAGUCAAAGAAAAGCAUUAACAGGAAGAUAAAGAUGUUCAGAAAUAAAAGCAAUUAGCAAUUAAAAUAAUCUAUGUGCAAAAUAGUUCUUAACCUGUAAGGAUUGUGUUUGUGUCAACAGGACUCCUGCUGGAGGUUUAUGCCAAACUGACAAUUUUUACAAAUAUACUGUACAUUAAAGGUCAGUGCCUAUUAAAAGACAGUGACCCCUCGUCAGUGACUGUGACCGUGAUCUGGGGAAACAACCUUGACAGGAGGUUACUGUUCUCACUACCAGCUGACACUGCGGAAGAGGAGAGAAAAAAUGGCUACUCAGACUGUAGGGACCAGUUAAAGGGGUGCAAACCAAUUAUUUGUGUGUUUAGCAUAAAACAAUACAGUAACUCUAUCCACUGUUUGCAUUUCAACUGCCACAUACGUCAUAUUUUUACAAAAUCUGUGUUGGUGGAUUCAUCUUCUUUUUAUUCAUAUGUUGUAUAUUAUAUGUGACUAUUUUUGUAAAUGGGGCUUCUGUUGGGGAAGGGGAUUAAGUACACCUUUACAGGUACAAGGGCCAGGUCUUCUAUUAUACAACUAAUAUACACACACAGAAAUUAUUUGCAUGAAGGCAUGCUGCACUUACAGAUCAUGCAUGAAAAUUACAUUAAGUCAUGAAGAACAAGAGAUUUUUUUAGCGCAGUGUUUCUGGGAAGGAAUAACAGAUUUUGAGGUGCUUAAUUAAUGU
Molecule: messenger RNA, 6523 nt
Organism: Chaetura pelagica (chimney swift)
Lineage: Eukaryota; Metazoa; Chordata; Aves; Apodiformes; Apodidae
Product: sodium channel protein type 1 subunit alpha
Exons: 25
Coding region: 1-5820 (1939 amino acids)
Biological process (GO): neuronal action potential; sodium ion transmembrane transport; membrane depolarization during action potential
Cellular component (GO): axon; voltage-gated sodium channel complex; plasma membrane
Molecular function (GO): voltage-gated sodium channel activity
Source: RefSeq, a predicted model, not a curated record